Molecule: messenger RNA, 1629 nt
Organism: Saccostrea cuccullata (small rock oyster)
Lineage: Eukaryota; Metazoa; Mollusca; Bivalvia; Ostreida; Ostreidae
Exons: 6
Coding region: 29-1330 (433 amino acids)
Source: RefSeq, a predicted model, not a curated record
UCACAACAAUACAAUAAACGAAUAAUACAUGUAUAUCAACUUGAACGAGAUGAAAUUAGACUUUGAAGCACUAGUAUAUGUGUUUUUCGUUUUGAUUCUAAAAGAGGGUAGCUCGCUUCCCAUUGUACAGCACGGUAUUUAUGGGACAAUAGAAUCCCCGGGUUUUCCUAAAAACUACUCACACAACCUCAACAUCACGUGGGAGACGUAUGGCCCUAUAGAUGCUAUAUCAUUGAUGGUGACUAUUCUUCAAUUCGAUGUCUACUACGAUCCUAAUUUUCCGUGUCAAGAUCUUCUGACGAUUUCUGAAGUGGAGACGAACUUUGACUUUUUUAACCGAUGUGGAACCAUCCCAGAGACAAACUACAUUGUUCUUGGAAACAAAUUGAAGAUCACGUUCAUAACUGAUGGAAAAAAGAAUGCAAAAGGAUUUCGGAUUCACUGGGAAGUCAGAGACUACAGAAAAGAAGGUAAAGAUCCAAUUGUCAAGGUUCUUUUCUGUCCCCCGUCACCUGUUACAACCAAGUCUCCAUUAACCACAGCAGCUCUAACAACUGAUGCUACACCUGGACCACCAGAACUCCUGGAGAAGCUGUCCUAUUCUUAUAUAAAAGAUGGGAUCAUCGGUGUUUUGUCCACAGCACUACUUGUUGUCACAGUGACGUUCUGUUGUCAUCGAAGGAAAAGUUCACCACCAAAAAGGAAGGCUGAAUACUCAAUCAGUUACAGGUCAUCCGAAUUUUCUUCGUUGGAAACUGAAUCACAAACCAUAUAUGAUUAUCCUCUGUCACUGGCCACGGAAGCUGUUGAUUAUUUGAGAAGCACAACGUCAUCAGGGUAUGCCAUACCGAGGCUAACCAUGACAGAUGACUGCAGUGAACCUCCAAUUUAUGGCAAUGUGAUUAUGGAAUCUGAAAACGAAAAUAUGGACGUUGAAUGCGAAUAUAUGAAUAUUUCCACGGCACAUCAACCCGAUGUCGGAAAGAGAGCCCAAUCAAGAGAGAAAUCUUUACAUCUUGACAAUUCCAUUUCACGGGCUGCGGUGCUCUCGUCCAAACGAAGUGCUCAAAAGCGAGCUAAUCGUUCAAAAAAUAAAAGGAACAAAAGCAAAAGAGUAGAAGAAAGUAAUUAUUUAAAUAUAACACCUAAGCUGCACUCCUACAUCGAGGUGGUGGAUGAUCCGACCGAUACUUUGUUUAGUAAUAGCUCCACUAGUAUGACGUCAUCAGGAUAUUCCAAACCAGUGGAAAACAAAGCCAAACUCCGGAGACAAUUGCAAUACUCCAGUAAGAAAAACACAACAGGAAGAGGUGUUACUGUGAAUUCUUAAUUGUGAUUUUAUUGAGCAAAUUUAUUUCUUCUUUAUCAAUAACUCAAAAAUAUAUGUAUAGAGAAAACAGUUAACUUUUUUUUUAUCAUAUUUAUGUGAAUGACAAUGUAGAACCCUUGCCUGUGAUCUUCAUUAUAAUCACUAUAGUUAUGAUGUUGAUUUUUAAAAUUUGGGAGACAAAAAUAAAAGAAGAUGGGGGACAAGGCGGGCAGAAUGCCUAUAGCGUCAGAUAUUAAGAAAUCAUAUUCAAUAUGUGAAUUGAAUUUUUAUAUUAACUUCUCAUUAUGGAAAUUUGUGAA